This is a messenger RNA of Strongylocentrotus purpuratus (purple sea urchin), 2072 nucleotides long. Its product is annotated as transmembrane protein 26. The record is from RefSeq and is a predicted model, not a curated record. The transcript has 3 exons. NCBI's taxonomy places the organism in Eukaryota, Metazoa, Echinodermata, Echinoidea, Camarodonta, Strongylocentrotidae. Bases 328 to 876 code for a protein of 182 amino acids.
UUUCAAACCGAGCUUCGGUCGUCUGCUCCUGAAGAAGCACACUCGUGUUCUCCCAUGCGUAGAUAUCUGCGUUGGAUUACUUGCUAUGCUGCCUUAAACUUGGAUUACUACAAUCGCAGAGAGGUGACGAGAUAGUUCUAAGCCCUCAUUAUUUUGAGUCUGAAUGCAUUCCCAAUGUACGACGCAAUGGAGUAACACACGUUUGCAAAUUUCAACUGCAUAGCACGACAACCUACAGGGAUACAUUUGAAGAGUUGCCGUUGAAUUCUUUAAAGUGUUGGAGAUUUGUGUCUUCCAUUUAAGUUAUCAAUCAGUGAUAGAUGGACAAUGAUGAAGAUGAGACUGGGACAUAUUUUGAAAGGUGUGACUGUUCGCCUGCUGCUCAGCGCCCAUGCGGCGUUGUGCGUGUGGCGGGUGGUUGCAGCAACAGGCGACUGGCGAUAUUGGGGAUUGUUACUUGCUCAGUUGCUUGUGUUGCUGGAAGCUUUCAUCACAUUGAGUAUGAAACGAGGGACAGAGUGGAAAUGGUUUUGUCCAAGUGUUCUCAUCUACCUUAUCUCAGUCAUCCCUUGUAUGUGGUUCCUGGAACUUCACCGACUAGAGAUAGACUUGGACUUCUGGGCUCUUCUGGACCCAUCACCACACUGUAAUCUCCCAGAUCUGAGCCAUGGACUUCUGCGGAACGCGACGAACGAGUCUGUUACAGAAGAGGCCAUGAAGGUGAUUGACAUUGAUCGACCAGCAUCGCUCCUCUCCAUGACGACUUCAUCAUGGCUUCUGAUCAUCCACCAGUCCCUCUUGCUUCUGCUCGUCCUGGAGCGGUUCCUCUACCUAAGAUCGGUUCCUCCGAGGUUUCCAGAGAGCACCUUACCUUGACGAUGCUGGUUUAUGUCGCUUCAGCUGCUGAUAUCCUAGAGUUCAUCUCAGAGGGUAUGCGUGUUGAGGUCCUGACCUGCGACAGGGUCCUGCUUCUGGCAGUCAUGGUCAUCUGGUCCUGGAGUCUACUGCAGUACACCCUAGGACCAUGCAGUACAACUAUCUGGGGUUCAUCUGAAGACCUCAGCUGGGACGGCACCACCAGCUCUAGUCUCCGGUCGGUCUGUCCUUGGGAGAUCAAAGACAUCGUCGUGGCCAUCUUCAUGCAGGAUGGACCAUUUCUUAUUAUGCGGAUCUACUUCUUAAUCAGGUUCAAUGAAUUUGAUGAAACCACUUUCUUCUUCGCUGGCAAAAACGUCUUCAUUCUUGUCCUGCAGAUCUAUCAUCUAUGUGCUAUCUUUUCAGAACGUCGAAGACAAAAUUCGCCCAGCACGCGGCGCGUUGUAUGUACAUGGCCGAAGAGUGCUAGUGGAUAUUUUGGCGGGAAAACGCAGGACUUAGCUCUAUCGCGUGCCUCGCUCACCUGGUGGCCACAAAACUCACUUCCUUCACCAUCUCGACUAAGUGCAUACCACAGAAACGAGGGCUUCCCUGAUGUCGAGCGAGUCUUAGGUACCGGAACCCUCGACAGACAGACAAGGGAAACAAGUACUGCUGAAAGGCGACAGCGGUCACCAGCAACAAUUGACCGCUGCUCAACCGCGCCACUACCGCGAAGCCCUCGACGUAAAGGACAAUUAACCGCUUCGACAUCAUUGAACACCACCACAAAGAACACAUCAGCAGAGCAGCACAUGUUGCCGUUGAAUAGCGGUGCUGUGUCAAGACCACACAGUAAUGUGUUUCGGUACAGUUUUAACGGUGGACAUAGUAGAGCUAACUCCUCCUCAGGAGCUUCACUUCCAAGAUUCCAGUAUGACAAUGGUGCAUUCCUCUUUUGAAACGAUUCUUUGAACGGAGAGAAGAAUUCACUUGUCCAGGAAAACCCGCAAAGAGAACUAUAUAAUGCUGGUCAGUGCUGGAGUGAAUUUAGGCUUUGGACCAAGUGAACAAGACUCAUCUUUAAACAAAAAGAUCUAUCAAUGGAAUAAAAUGAAGUAAAGAGGCCUUAGAAGGAAUUUUGAAAUUAUGAAAACGUUGGAAAGUAAUUAUAGAACAGAGGAAACAUAAAAUUGUGUUUGAAAAAACAGAACACA